AUGCGAUCACUCGUCUGUGAUCGCAGGAAGCGAGAUUUAAAUAGGUCCGAGGAAUGUGUAGUCGUGUACUUCCUUGAGGCAGAAGUGAGGCAGAGCUCCUUGAGGCGGGGCAGGCUUCCCUCAGGGGCGCGGCUGCUGGUGGCGGUGUCGGGGAACUCGCUCAAGGACGGACAUAAUCGUCUGUUCCGGGCCGCCGAGGGCGCUGGCUUCCUCACACAGAUGGUGGUGGUGAAGGACUCGAGCCUCGAGGUGGCCAGGUUACUGGAAGUCAUCAGCCAACAGCCAUAUAAACCCGAUGAGGUCCUGGUCAUGACCAACAGCGACCAAUACGUUCCAUCGUGCGAGUCUUGGAUACUGGCGUGGCGGGUGAUGGGCGAGGCGCUGCUGCAGGAGGCUGAGGUGGUCAUCUCCUAUCCUCCCAAGCCUCACAACCUCACCCUCCACCUCAAGGACCACCUCAAGGAGGACCUCCUGCGAGUUGACGGUCAGCUUCUCAAGUUUCGGGAGAACAAGGCGGGUCACAAGCCUGAGAACUUGGUGCUCCUGAAGAACCUCCUGCAGGAGCGGCAGGUGCUGAGAGUGCUGGAGGAGCAGCAGCUGAGGAACACUCGUCCGGAUACACACGACUUCAAGGCUUACGCGUUUGCGGGUUUGGUGGGAUCAGUCAGAGACCUGCUUGCUGCCGCCGCUCAGGGCGGCGCUGCUCUCAAGGUGAGGAGUGGGACUACUGCCGGCAGUGGGACUCCUGCCGGCUGUGGGACUCCUGCCGGCUGUGGGACUCCUGACGGGGCCGCCACACAUGCUGUUACUGCUUCUUCAAACUCAUCUGCUGCUCCUACUACCGCUGUUGAGGGUGACAGCGUUGACGUGUCACCGACUGCUGCCGCCACUGCUGGAGUGACUGCUACUGUCACCAUUCCCAUUGCCCCCGGCGCCAUUGCUCCCACAACUACUGCAGGGACAGUUCUUGACACUUCUGCGGCAGCUACUCCUGCUACUGUGGAGGCAGACGAGGGGUCUCUGGCUCACCUGUGGCACCUGCUGGCUCGGGACGUGGCACUGAGGCACUCCUUGGCUGUGGCCCUCGAUCAUAACGCCCUCGUCUUCCAGAGCGCUGCUAACCUCACACCAGAUGCUUUCGGGUACAGGGACGAUGGGACCGUAGGAGGCGGAGGAGGGCCAGGGUCCCGCGUGGCACCUCUGGUGUACGCAGUGCCAGGCCAGGCACCUCUCUUCCUUCACAACAGUGCCUCGAGGGAGGUCGGCCUCAAGCUGCCCUGUCCUCACUGCCCUGAUGAACCCCUCGCUCCUGCCCACUACACGGUUGAGGCGGCCCCGACUGUCAUGAUCUUGGUGGUGGUGGACCGCCCGCUGCCUUUCCUCAAGAUCUUCCUCAGACGUCUCCAGAGGCUGUCCUACCCUAAGCACCAUGUCUUCCUCAGCUUCCUCGUCGCCCGUGGAGCUCAAACACAUCUUGGGAGAUACCAACACUACAGCAGAAGGAACUCCUCCACUAUUGCUGUCCGUUCAAGCCUUUCUAACCCAACCAUUGCCUCCUGCAGGAGGGUGGCGAGGAAGGAGGCCCCAGACUACCUCUUCCUGCUGGAGGCCGGCGCCCACCCUACCCACCCUGAGCUGCUCCAGCUCCUCAUAGCUAAAAGAAGAAGAGUGGUGGGUCCCCUGCUGACGACUGAGGAGGGCCAGACCCACAACCUGCAGGGCGAGCAGGAGAGGGAAGGCUCGAGGGACACCGUGGAGAAGUUCGUCAGGAGGCAUAGCAGCCAGGACGGGUUGCUGGAUUACCGGGGCCUGCUGCAGGUGGGGCAGGUCGGGUCGGCCGUCCUGCUGGCGAAGGACGUCUACACUUCCCUCAGGCUGGACUUCGCAGCCUACCAGCAGGACGCCGCAGCGCACGUCUUUACCCUGGUGCUGACGCAGGCGCUGACGCAGGGCUACAUCCCCUACGUCAGCAACGAGGCGCCCUACGGCAAGCUCAUGAACUUGGAGGGCUACGAGGGUGACGUAUGGGGGCUGGAGAAGAACGGGGAGGAGUUCUUCGAGGAGUACGUCGACAAGACGCCGUUCUCAGACGUCGACGCCGGCCCCGACCAGUGCCCCCACCUCCACACCACGAGGAUCUUCAACGACGCUUUCGUCCAGGACCUCCUGCAGGAUGUGCACACGAGGCCCUGGAACCCCGCCCCGGAGAAGGAGGGCCUGAGGGUGUUGACUCCUGACGAGGGUCUCAAAGAUGUGAUGAACGUCUUAGUGCAGUCUACCAUCAGGAGUCUCUUUAAUGACCCCAAGUUACAGGUGGCGGAGAGAGGGGGCCGGGUGCUGAUGGUACAGGGACCAGGACGGUACACUCUGGACGGUACGUUGGUGGUACUGGUCGCUCUCAGCCCCAUGCACAAGGCGGAGACCCUGCUGGAGCUGGAGGCGGAGGCCAGCCCGUGCAAGGUACACCUUCAGGUCGGGGAAGCUGCCUACUACGAGAGGCUUCACUACGCCAGCUUCACCCUCACUGGACCAGCCGCUGUCGCUGUCAUGAUGCUCUGACGGGGAGGCGGCGGCCACACCUUGAAAUAAAGGUGUUCCACUAUCAUGCUAGCGAGACGGAACCUUGCAAGGAAGAUGUUUCCAAGAGCGGGAGGCGGACAUCCUCGACGGGCACUGAUCGAGCAGUGAAUACCACACACACACACACGUCAUCUCAGGAUAAUAACGGUCAUCAUCUAUGUUGACCAGA
Molecule: messenger RNA, 2749 nt
Organism: Procambarus clarkii (red swamp crayfish)
Lineage: Eukaryota; Metazoa; Arthropoda; Malacostraca; Decapoda; Cambaridae
Source: RefSeq, a predicted model, not a curated record